This is a messenger RNA of Exophiala oligosperma, 1293 nucleotides long. RefSeq lists its product as uncharacterized. NCBI's taxonomy places the organism in Eukaryota, Fungi, Ascomycota, Eurotiomycetes, Chaetothyriales, Herpotrichiellaceae. Gene Ontology annotation, molecular function: DNA-binding transcription activator activity, RNA polymerase II-specific; zinc ion binding. Gene Ontology annotation, biological process: regulation of transcription by RNA polymerase II. The transcript has 2 exons. Bases 1 to 1293 code for a protein of 430 amino acids. The record is from RefSeq and is a predicted model, not a curated record.
AUGGGUGUAGGCAAUGCAAGGUCAGGCGAGUCAAGGUCAUGUGAUGAGACGAGUCCGCAAUGCCAGCGCUGUCUGAAGCGACAGAUCCCCUGUUCCUUUCUCGAGGACGCCCCGGAGGGUUUGUCAGCCACGCCGACAAAUUUGUCCAUACAUGACACAGCUACCCCGAGAAGCCUCGACUAUCAGCCUUCUGACCCAGACUUACCACCUCACGCGCUGUUGCCUCCUGGGCAAUCUCAACUUAUGAACCAGACUCCUGAAGGAGAUUCGGCCCCGGAACCCAAGCGCUUUGAUCUUCUAGAUCUGGAACUGGUCCAGUUCUACUCCACUCGGACGUAUAUGACCAUGUCGUCGAGAAUCUCAUCACACGCUGUAUGGCGAGACACUGUCUUUGCAGAAGCCCUACGCCAUGAUUUUCUACUUCAUGGCUUGAUGGCCACUGCUGCUCUCCACAAGGCCACGAUGCAGGCGAAGACUUCAGACGCAUAUGCCGAAUAUUCAAAAGUCGCCUUGGCCCAUCAAAACGCGGCAUUGGCCGGCUAUAUUCCAGCCGUCAAUAAACCCAAUCAGGACAACGGUAUCGCCCUAUUCUGUCUGUCUCUCUUUCUCACCAUUUGGGCCUUUGCCUCUAAACGACUCCCUGAGGGACUGCAUAGCGUCAAGCUGGAGUUGAACCAGGGCGACUCUCCAGGAAUCACACUGCCACUGCACUCGCCUACCGCCGACUUCAUCGAAAUCAUCAUGAUCCUUAGAGGCAUAUAUGCCGUCAUUAGGGAGACGGAUACAUGGCUCCAAGGUGAUAUCGAAGAGCUGUUGCGAUACCCGCUACCAGGCGAUCUGCCCCCACACCCUGCCGACAUAGCAGAGGCCUUCAACCUCCUCGCUGGAGUCGCGGAUGAUCCUAAGCUGAUGCCUUUGCUUGGGGGCGAGCAUCCUGCAGCAAGCAGGGACUUUUUUCUUGAGCAUCUCGCGCGGCUGCGCGAUAUCACACGUUGCCGAUCCGUUGUCGAAUGGGAUGGACAUAUCUUUUCAUGGUUCAUUAUGGCACCUGCCACGUUCAUUCAUUCUCUCAAACGUGGGAAUCCUUCGUCUCUGAUUCUCUUCGCUCACUGGGCAGCUGCUUUCCGAUGUAUGGACCAUCACUGGUGGGCCAUCGGAUGGGCGUACAGUCUGGUCGUUGACAUCUCAGCUCUGCUUGACCCUAUUUGGACACCAUAUCUUGAGUGGCCGAGGAGACAGAUGGGUUUGGUAUUUGGGGACACUGCACAUUUGGACGCACGAAGGGUUGCUUGA